Trypanosoma conorhini is the source of this 2595-nucleotide messenger RNA. RefSeq lists its product as uncharacterized. Lineage: Eukaryota; Euglenozoa; Kinetoplastea; Trypanosomatida; Trypanosomatidae. The coding region runs from base 1 to 2595 and encodes 864 amino acids. The transcript has a single exon. The record is from RefSeq and is a predicted model, not a curated record.
AUGCUGGAGAGUAACGCCGCGGGGGCCGCGGCGGCGGCGGCGGCGUCCUCGUCGUCCGCGUUGGGUGGACAGCGAAGAAGGCCCCUCGAAGACGUCAUUUCAUCCCCAGAGGUGCCGCGUCGCCCCACUACAUCGAAUAUUCACGCAGUGGGCGAGGCGAAGGGGCAGACGUCCCCAGAACAUUUGCCGACGGCCCGAAGGUUGAAGUCUGAUCAGGACGAUGGCGUGGCCGCUCCGCGCAGCACGAAGGCGGCUGUUGCCCCCGCAUCCUCUGCGGCGUCGAGCGAGCGAGCGGCAGACAGUAGCAGCAUCUCCGAACGCGACUCCCUGCUAGAACGCUUGCGAGAAAAGGAGAAGCAGUUUGAUGAUAAAAUAACCGCGCUUGACGAGACACUCCUGUGUGCUGAGAGGGGUCGCCUGCAGCGAGACUGCAUUAUUGAUGCCCUCCGCACCGAAGUGGCGCGGCUGCGGGCGCAGCUGGAGCUUGCCGCUGGCGCCAAGAGCCAAGCGGAGGAGAUUCGUGAAAAAAUUCUCAAGGAAAGAACCGUGGCGCUAGAGGAGGCACAUGCCGAGAUCGAGGUGCUUCGCGACGCACUCCGUGGAAAGGAGCGGCAGCUAAAACAAUGCGAAAAAGAGUUAAACCUGCGACAGGCCACCAUUGCUGCCAAGCCCCAACAAGCGUUGGCGGCCGCAGCGACGGCGGAGCGGGUGAAGGUGACGCAGCCACAACAACAACAGAAACCAGACGCGUUGAAGCCACUUAGCUCAGCCGGAAAUGCCUUGGCAGAGCGAGAGCGAGAGCGAGAGCGAGAGCGAGAGCGGCAUCAACGCGAGCGAUAUGCGUCCAGUUUGCGGGCGCUACAAAAAGAGGUUCAGGCAAUUGAGCAAAACUACAACAUCACCCGAAAUGAGAAGGAUGCCCUGGCGGAGGAGAAUCAUGCGCUCCACUUAAAACUGGAGGCAAUUCAAGAGAACAUAGAGGCACGUGUGGCGGGAACCGUGAAGGCCAUGCAAAGCCACGUGGACCAAAAGCGUGAGCUUGAGGCUGAGGUGGUGGCAACGCGCCUUAGUAUGGCGCGUCUGCUUCGACUUCUUCGUGAGGUGCCAGAGAUGCGGCGAUACUUGCGCGCAAACGAAAUAGAUGGCGACAUGCUCUUCACGGGGUACUCACUUGGCGCCGUGUCACGUGAGCAGAGGACGGCAAGCGACGACGCAGGGCAGCAACUGCAACCUCAGCGACGGCGCAAUGUUGGCCUCGCCGCGGUGGCUUCUGGAACCGGCGUCGAGGAUGGCGUUUACGGUGGGAGUUUAAUGCUGCAGUCAAGCAAUAUCUACCUAAACGGUCAGUGGUGCAGGCAACUGCAAGACAUCAUGGAGGACGAGAAUAACUUUUUGCGGCGCAGGAAAAUUUGCCUCAGUGAGAUGGAGGAUGCCGCGCGCUGUGGUAGAGGCGGGGAUGCUUCCACGCGGUUUCCGCCAGCGUCGGAUGUGCUACAGGGCCGUCAAAACGAUAAGGACUUUUGGAUUCCCUACGCCGUUUUCGUUGAGGCGCAGAAGUUUAAGAAUCGGUACUUCCCCUCGCUCAGCUACGAAAGUUUUUACCCCUUCCUCACGGCCGUUAAUCAGGUGUGGAACGAGAAGACGAAGCGGCGCGUGGCCGCAGGGGUCAAGCGACGCCUCUAUGCGCAGCAGCAGAAGGAGCAAGGAGAAAAGCGCUGUGAUGCAUUGAAGGAUGCGACGGCAGAUGCCUUUCCCUCCAGCGAUGGCUGGCGUCAAAUGUCCUCCUCGGCCCUGAGCUUCUGGCAGCAGCUUCAACACUUGCGACAUGAAGUGCGUCGACGGGUGACGGGGAGAAAUAGCCUCGAACUGUUUCGUCAUUACGAUCAUUUGGUAAAGUGCGCCUUGAAGCACCUGCGAGAGGUUCAAGAGGAGCAUGCGGCUCUGCUGGAGCGACAUCAAUCUUGUCGGCUUUUUGGACGUAGGCAGGCAGUGAUGAACUUUGACGAGGACAGCACAAAGCGGACAAUAGACGACGCCGACGAAGAGGAGGACCAGGCCGCGGCUGCGGGGGAGGAGGAGGAGGAGAGGAUAGUUGGUAUCGACAAUGAGGUCUCCGUCCUUCUGCGCCGUGCACUGUCGGCCCUUGUGGUGGAAGUGCAGGAGGCUAGUGAGCGUUCCGCGUCCCGCAUCGCGGCCUCCUGCCGCGACCUGCGGGACUUUCUCGAGGCGUUGCGGGAUCAGAAGCUUCAAGCAGAGCCCUCUCAGGAACAAGACAAGGGGUUGAGGCAGGAAGCCACUGCUGCUCUUCCCCACACGCGGACGCUGGACUCCGUUCCGGUGUCAACGAUGCUCCGCAUCAUUGAUGGGGUGCUUGAUUUUGUGGACGAUGUGCAGCGGGAGGUGUUCGCUGGACGAAAUGCCGUCUCUCGAUGCGCAACACGGGCGGAUGAGCGAUCAGAGUUGCUCCUUGUAUCUCUCGACGCGAAUGAUGAUGAGGAAAUUGCUGAGGAUUCUGAGUCGGAGGCGGCGGCGGUAGACGAUGAAGGACGGCAGCGAAAGCGGCGGCAGGGCCGUUCGGGCCGCCCCGACUCAUAG